AAACAGUUUUAAUACAACCCGUCAUUCUUCUUGAACUGUCAUUUUUAUUGUUAAACAUUUGCGACUCUCCUCCCAACGGGUUUAGCAGAAAAAUGCAUCAUCCAAAAGCAAAAAUGGAUGAAUUUAAAACAAAGUUUAUGGACUUGCUGCACAAACAGACAAAUAGACAGUUGAAAAUACCAGCUAUGGGUUUCUCCGAUUACUUCAUACAGAGUGUCACAACUGAGCCUACGGAAGCUUCUGCAAACAAACUGAAAGCUGGAAGCAAUGUACCAAUGUUAUCACCAAAUGGUGAAAGUGAUGCAUCUAAUUCCGAUACUGUUGAUACUACUGCCAACGCACAAAAAUCUGACCAGGAAAUACUGGAGAGUAUAGAGGAAAUAUAUUUUCAACCAGAAGGGGAGGAGGGGCGCAAUGUGCAUGGUCAAUAUGAACUUCAGAAAGUACUUAGUGACGGUGUAAAUUUUCAACUAAUUGAUGGAACGAUUGCACAAUUGCGGACACAGCAUAAAGUCCUAUCAAAGCAAGUACUUCAGAACAUAUUAGAGCAACGUAGUGCUUGCAAUGAGGAGUUUGCAUCCAUUAAUGAUAUACAAAAAGAUCUGGAAGAGUCCCUGUGGACUUGUCGAAAAGCACGUUCUUAUUUAAAUUAUGCAAAAGUCAAUUUAACCACAACAAGCCUAGAAAUAUUAGCAUCUUAUCGAAAGCGUGAAAUACUUAAGGAGCUUUUAAAUACUUUGCUCGCGAUUAAAAAGCUGAAAUCAACUGACGUCGAGGUGCAAAAAUUUCUUUCCGACUAUAAUUACUCUGGUGCAAUUGGUUUGCUGCUUAAGUGUAAAGAUUCUGCUGAAGAAUAUAUGCAAUACAACUGUGUGCAGUCAUUGAAUAAGAAGCUACAAGAAACCCUUUUGCUAACGGAGUUUCAGUUAGACACAGUUCUCAAUGAGAUGAUUUUGAAUUUUGAUAUGCGAAAGUAUGCGAAGCUGCAAGAGGCUUACAAACUGCUAAACAAAUCGCUAAUUGCUAUGGACCAGCUGCACAUAAAUUUCAUCUCCGCUAUUCAUUCCUCUGUAAACUCAGUUUUGCGCGCUUUUAACGACCCAAAUAUUGAUGAAAAUAUGAAAUUCCUUUUCGAACAACUUUGUGAACAAGUGACUGUGGACAAAUACAUUUCCUGCUUGAUCAGCUUGUGCAAAACAUUCUGGACUAUACUGGCAUCCUACUAUCAAAUUGUUGUUUGGCAUCAAAACUAUAAGCUCUAUCCUUUGGACAUGGAAGACUCGCCCGACAUUUAUAUACAAGAAAAGCUGAAGAAGGGUCAAUCACGAAUUUGGAAUGACAUUCUAACAAAGAUUUGCACAUUUCUGCAAAGCACUAAACUGAAAACGUUGAAGUAUGAUCAAUUCAUACAAGUGUUAUCCAUAGUACAGCGUUUAAAAAAAGUUGGUCUGGAGUUUUGUGGUGAACAGUCCGAGAAAUUGAUUGAAACAAUGCAAGUACAAAGUCAGGAAUUUUUCCAACGCUAUCACAUAACAUGCCUAGAAGAGAUAUGUCUAUUUUUGGAUAACGAAUCGUGGACAAUGGUGGAUUCGUUUGUGAAUAUACUCCAGUUGCCGGAAUUUCGUUCUGUACGCAACACGUUGAGGCGGCAUAAAUCACCGCCUGUCGCACACUUGCUCGUUUCAGCGACAUCAGUGAAUAAUUCACCAACAAGCAAUAACAAUUGUGACGAAUUAGUGUCGGUGCAUUCGCAAGACGGUGGUAGUUCCAUUUACGGUUCCUAUGGUUACUUUCUGCGUUUCUCUGAGAAGAGUUCGCCAUUUGAUGGUGGUCUGGAUGUGGCUAUGCUUGAAGAGGACAUACUCUCCGGUAUUGUAGACGAGGCUUCCUGCUACUUCUCCGAGGACAGUGAUGACGAGCAAAAAAGCAUGCAAAGCAAAUGUGAAGAUGAGGCUGGCCAUGCGUGUGUUAUUGUAAACAACACAACACUGAACGUAUUCCGUUGCAUUGGCCGUUACCUACAAAUGUGUAAGUUGUUGCAUUGCAUUUCACCGAAAAUUGUGGCGAGCAUGUUGGAAUUGAUGGACUUCUACGCCUAUGCGGUGCAUGAAAUUUUCGGCAAAGAUGCUCCCGUGACGAUGGAAAAAUUUUACAACGCACGUCUUGAGCAAAAACUCCAAACAGUUCUGGACAAUGUCGUAACAAAUAUAAAGAUUUGGCCACUAAACUUUUCAUCACUGAUUAAUAAUGAGCUGGCGAAUCCAGAUACUCUGUACGGCCUUUCACAGCGCAUAGUUGCGAUAGAGAGUGGCCAUUGUAUGACACAGCAGUUUCAAACACUACACAAUUACCUCAACCAUUUGUUAGCGCCACAAGAGCGACCAAUGCUAACGGCUUAUUUCGACUACAUUGAAUUCAUGGCUGAUAUUGCACGUCCAGUGUACACAUGUGUAACUUCGCGCGUCAUUGAUUUGCCAGCGGUCUUAGCAAUGAUCAGCAAAGUGAAAUGGGAUGUCAAUCACGUCAGUUUUCAACAUAAUAAUUAUAUUGAUAUUAUGAAUCGGAAUAUUCAAAGCUUUGCAAUGCGUUUGGAGGAAAUCGCCAAAGAAAUAAAUCUUCCUGCGGAAAUUAUAUGGAACUCCAUGGCUCAUGUCGCGACGCAUUUGCUAGUAGAAGGUUUCUCGAAUGUAAAAAAAUGCUCCGCCGGCGGUCGUGCGCUAAUGCAGUUAGAUUUUACAAAUUUUAUGUCCAUACUCGAGUUGAUUUCCAAUCAAAAAUAUCCAGCGCAUCGCAUUUAUGUUGACAGUUUCAUAAAGGCAUAUUAUUACUCAAAUGAACAAUUCGAAGAAUGGAUUGAGGCACAGCGCAAUCUGGAGCAAUAUUCCACAAAGCAACUAACCAAUCUCAUACAAUGUGUUUGCGUGAGCGACAAACGCACCAGACAAAAACUAUUACAAUUAUUAGGUGGUAAUAGCACUAGUGUUGGAAAUGGCAAUAAUCUCAAUUUAAGUACAAGUAGCACAUAGUUGGAAUAUUUAGACCAUACAGCGUCAUAUUAAGCGCCAAGUAUUUGGCCACUGCACAAAUAUUUAUACUUUCGAAAAUCCAUAUGUUACAUAUCCACAUAUAUGUAUAUUUUGUGCUAUUCAAUGCUACGUUAAUGUCUCGAAACAUUCCACUUUUGAUUUAUUUAUAUUUGUAGGCAUAUUUGCAAAUCACUUUACCUCUUGUUAUUUAUAUGCACAUUAAGGUUUCCCUUGUUUGCCAAAGUUGAUUUGUUUUUUGCAAACGUUCCCUUAAGGGUCAUAAACGAGCUUUUUAUUGAGUUUAAAGCGUGGCGAAAUUAUUUUACUUUUCUCAUACACUUUAGAACAGAGAUUUUUUCUUGUUAUCUCCAAAGCACUGUAAAAUAUCAUACAAAACUAUUUGCUCUAUAAAAAAUGUCGGCAUAAUUUUUUUCAUAAAAACAUUCCAUGAAAGUUAUAUGCAGUUAAAGAUAUGUAUCAAAUGUACUGUAUGUAAACAGUACACCAUGUGGUAUGAGCAACACAGAGUGUAUAAAUGAUGAAUGCUUGAAUGCGUUUUUAGGGCAAAAUCUUCAGGGGGCGUACCCUUAAUGUGCAUUGUGACUAAAAGUAAUUUAUUUAUUAACUAUUUAAUCGAUCUCCUAUUAACCCUAUAUUACUCAAAACGAUGUACUUCAAACUCUCUAUAAACUCUCUUCACUUAUGAUAUUGAUAAAAAAAUUUUCUUCAUACUUUGAACGGAGUAAACUUGAAUCUCGAAACUUUAUUAUCUCUUCUCAUAUACCUAUUUUAUACAUACUUACAUAUAAAUAGACAAUUUUAUUUAUACACACAUAUUAUAUAUUAUUAUAUUUCGAUUAUGUACCUUAUUAGCUUGUUAUAUAACUUAUAUUUUGUUCAUCUGAUAACUACUAUAUGUUGGUAAAUGAACUCGUUUGUGCAGCCUGACGGACAAAUAUGUAUAUCUAGCAUCAAUAAUAAAAAGCAACAAAAAGUAAUAUGCAACAUAUUAUACACAUACAUAUAUACCUUAUACAUUAAUACAUCACUGUUAAUGUACUGUAAUCUAAAGUAAACGUAUUUAUAGCGCAUAAAUUUUAAAGUUGUAUUAUAAAUGAAAAAAUAACAUAUAAAUAUUACCAACACAUGUCGGCGAUCACGCAGUUAU
Molecule: messenger RNA, 4194 nt
Organism: Bactrocera dorsalis (oriental fruit fly)
Lineage: Eukaryota; Metazoa; Arthropoda; Insecta; Diptera; Tephritidae
Gene: Vps50
Product: syndetin
Exons: 11
Coding region: 93-3026 (977 amino acids)
Biological process (GO): retrograde transport, endosome to Golgi; endocytic recycling
Cellular component (GO): EARP complex
Molecular function (GO): SNARE binding
Source: RefSeq, a predicted model, not a curated record